AUGAAGGCCUUUCUCAAUCGCAUCAACCGCGGCUUGUCAAAGGAGAAGGACAAGGACAGAGACCUGGCUGCCCUCAGAGAAAAGAUACCCCAACUGCCCCCCCUUCCCGACUGGCCCCCGCAGCGCACAACAUCCACCCCGAGCACCAUCGACUCGUCCAAGCCCCUUCCAGACCUGUCUCUGCGCCCCCUGCCCCCCAUCGAGGAGCCUUUUUCUUCCAUCUCGACCGAUUCGUCCGCGACUCCAACUCCCAUAGCUACCCUCCAUCCGUUGCCCCUCGACGCGUCCGAGGAUGGCUCGAGCAUUCCCAGCAAGCACGGCUCUUCCGAGUCCUCUCGAUCGCGCCCUGAACCCGACUCCGCAGGUCGCAGCUCGCGCAAGGCUACAAACGGCAGCAUGAGCAACGGUACAAACGGCAGCGCGACCAACGGCACAAACAGCGACAUCCAGAAGAAGGUCGCAUUCCUGUCGCCUCCUUCUACGCCAGGGCCCACAUCGGACCGUGCACUGCCUGAUGCCGAGUCGCCCGCGCCUUCGACCAUGAAGACCACCGUGUCCCGCUUUCAGGCAACCCAUGUUAAGGACACUCGCGGUUCGACCUCUACCGCUGCAUCUUCUAGGACCGAUGUCUCAUCUGGCCGCACUACGAGACAAGGCUCGCGUGCUGCGACAUCCCCAUUUCCAGCCAGGGAUUAUGGCGACGGCGCGUCUAUCCAUCAAUCAUUGCGCUCGACGACACCCUACUCACAGACCCCGAACUCGAGCAAGCAUCGCAUCCUGUCUGCCCAAUCGUGGAGUGAAGUGGCCGAAGAGGACCUCGUGUCAAACAUUGGUCAGCGCGAGCGCACGCGACAAGAAGUGCUCUGGGAGAUUGUGGCGAGCGAAGAGCGAUACGUCGGCGAACUUUUGAAGCUGAAAGAAACAUUCAUUGACCCGCUUCUACAUCCCUAUUCAAUGCCUUCACCCAUAACCUCACCUACGCCGCUGGAUGUCGACGACUCCCCUCGUUCAGAUACGCCUCGCGAGUCUAUUGAACAUUUGCCCAUUGCCUCUCGCUUCUUAUCCCCACUAGGCUUCCGUUCCGACUCACCGACUGGCCAAGCUCCCUCAUCACCGCUGCAACAGGACGAUGGCCAUCCCAACAUCGACAGCGAGUCGAUGAACUCGGCAGAAGAGGGGGAAGCGGACGACAAGAUGGGUGCAGCUUAUCAUUCUGCACGUUACAAAAACGUCUCAGGCAUGAGCCAAGCGGCGAAACAUAACCACCCGCGGUCGCCAUACAACUCGCGGUCCACGGGAGUCCUUGCUUGCGGAUCGGGAUCGAGACUACUCGGGUGA
Fibroporia radiculosa is the source of this 1338-nucleotide messenger RNA. RefSeq lists its product as uncharacterized. Gene Ontology annotation, molecular function: guanyl-nucleotide exchange factor activity. Bases 1 to 1338 code for a protein of 445 amino acids. NCBI's taxonomy places the organism in Eukaryota, Fungi, Basidiomycota, Agaricomycetes, Polyporales, Fibroporiaceae. The transcript is spliced from 3 exons. The record is from RefSeq and is a predicted model, not a curated record. Gene Ontology annotation, biological process: positive regulation of Rho protein signal transduction.